AUGGAUUCUGAAUCUGGAUACCAUGGAUAUACGACAACGGAAGAUGCGCCUGGAGAGCCUUGUUUCCUCCCGGAAGAUUUUAGAGAUGGGCUUGCUCCUCGCGAUUCGGAUAUCGUUAUCCUCUUGAUUGGACCGUCGGGAGCUGGGAAAACUAACUAUGUCUAUCAUACUAACAAUCGUAAUCUUUCCCGUGCAGGCACCGAUGACGUAAGAGUCUACCGCUGCGAACUCAACCUCUCCACCAAUAUCUACUUAAUCGAUACCCCAGGCUUCGGCCACGUAACUAGAAAGGACGCAGAAACCCUCCAUGAGAUCGCCGAUUUUCUAGUAAAGGCGCAUUGGUCCCUCCCCAUCCACGGGAUUUUCUAUUUCCAGUCAAUAACGGACAAUGACUAUACACUUAACACUGUGGAGUACAUGGAUGUUUUGAAUAGUAUGUGCGGAGAUCAGGCAUACAAGAAUGCGACUCUCAUCACUACGAAGUGGGAGGAUCUUGAAAAGGCACCGUUGGCUCUGGUUCAAAGCCCUGAGGAGAUCGAGAAUAGUGGGAAAGUAAAGUAUUGGAGAGAGAUAAUUGGUAAGAACGGUCAACAUGAGUAUUAUCGUCACUCUAAAAAUACGAAAAAGUCGGCUAUGGAGCUGUUGGAUCGGUUUAAGGAUUUUCAACCAGAGAGUUCUAGACCUCCGGAUCCGAUACACCUCCAAGUGGAACUUACUUCCAAUUUUACUGCGCUCCACGAAACACGUGCCGGUGCGGAACUUGAUUUAUUCUUCAAAAACAGUACUGCGAGGAAUUAUUUACAGAUAGCAAGCUGGAAAGAGUCAUUGGCGCGGAACCUGAGUCUAGAACAGGGCUUUUAUCCGGAACUCUCGAGAGACAUCGCGGCGGAAAUAGAAAUAAUGCGGGAUGAGAUCCAACGAUAUCAAGAGGAACGGAGAGUUCUAUCCAGAGAGUUUCAGACUUGGUUUUUAAGAAACUUGAGAAAAGAAAUGAUCCAAAGAGACUUGGACAUUCUCCAUGGCCAAAAGAUUAUUGAAGGACUCUACUACCGGUUCUCACUCUUAACAAAUGAGGCUAUUAGACAAGGCGGCCUGUCAGAAGCCACGAUAGAUGCUCUUCAUAAAUAUUUGGACCGUCAGCCUAUCACAAAGAGCAUUUCGUACAAUCCUUGCGAAGCACCGAUUACUUUCCAAGAGUUUCAAACGGGAAUGAUGGAAUGGGAUUCCUUAACAAUCUCUCAAGCUUCAUCGUCCGGGCCCUGGCUGACCUCGAAAAGAGAACAAUUCCGCAAAGACUUCGCCGACCCGCAAGACGAAACCAGGCUACAAGUAGCUACCCGUUCCGGUGACCGUAAGAGGGUCAAAGAAUUGCUCCAAACCAUCUCAAAUCUCACUUAUUCCUUAACUCGCGAAAAUAGCAGAGGGUCCAUCCCAUUACAUAUCGCAGUGGAGACAGGAAAUCGAGAAAUGGUCGAAAUAAUUGUGUCCGCAAUGACACAACAGAACAUAUACAUCAAAGAUAAAUACGGCUAUUCUGCACUUGCCCUCGCUAUGGUCAACAGCCACUGGAGUAUUGUGACCGAAAUUACACCGGACCAUCGUAAUCCGUUCGGCUUCAGGAUAGCGGAUAAAUUUGCCUUUAAGGAGCUACUACACUCACCGCCGGACAUUUUGAAAAGAUUUCUCGCUCUCAGCACAAAUGAUCCCGGGUUCUGGGGACUGAGGACCGAAGACGGAAAUACCAUCCUCCAUAUAGCAAUGGACAUAGAUAUGCCCCGUGCAAAUCUCUGUUUUAAUGUUAUUGAAUCCGCAUCUGCAAAAGUACUCGACGAACUCCUCAAUCAUAACAAUAUAUACGGCCUCACUGCGAUGGCGCAAGCAGCUGCCAACGGAAGACGGGACAAUAUCCAAGAAUUUGUACGGAGAUUCAAAUCUCGCGUUCGAAUGCGAGAUGUGGUCAACAAGGGAUCUAGACAUGGAACACCUUUCUUCCUGGCUGUCACUCGAGGUCAUCUGGAAUGUGCACAAACUCUGUUAUACCUCCAUCCGAACCAAAAUCGACUGGAACUCUGCGGGUUAGACACAAAGAAUUGGAUCAAAUUUUGCACCGGGGCGGUGACCGAAGUAACAAAGAGAGAUAAACCAACCGAACGCCCAGUUAAAACGGUUGCAUUAACUUUCGAUUUAUCCAUAAAUGUUCCCUCAUACACUAAGACUGUAGUCGAAAAGUCUAGACGGUACCUACUAGAAAAACACCAUACCAACCUUCUAUCCGACCCAAUCUUACUCUGCCAACUAUCACAACAUUACUUCAACAGCACCGAACGAAUACCCCUCAUCAAAGCCGGGCGUACAAAGGAUUUGAAGGCACUGCUAUCCAUAGGCUGUAUAGAAAACGGUAUAACUCUCUAUGCAUUAUACCUCUAUGCAUUGCGGAAGAGACACGGUUAUUCGAUAAUACGCUGUGGUUCUUGCUCCUCGCGGAUAGAAAGUAAAUUCUACCAUUGUAUAAUGUGUCCACUCGCCGACUUUUGCCAGGAAUGCUACAGGAGUCGUCCUAUAUCUAACGGGGCUAGUUUAGCACAAGGGAUAUGUGCUAGAAGGCAGAAUUGUAAUUGUCUUCCGUAUCACCCUUGGGUUGAGAUCGAUAUGGCAUCGUUUGCGUUCGAUUUGGAGGUUGGGAAGAUUAGAGAUGGGUUGACGUUAAGAGGAUUUCUUUUAGGUUUGAGGAGUCAAGAGUUUCCUUUCAUACCUGAACCUUUGGAUAUUGAAGCGGUGGGCAUGGGAAUGUCGAAUUCGCGAACUCAAAGUAUGUCUUGA
Orbilia oligospora ATCC 24927 is the source of this 2820-nucleotide messenger RNA. RefSeq lists its product as uncharacterized. Gene Ontology annotation, molecular function: protein binding. Lineage: Eukaryota; Fungi; Ascomycota; Orbiliomycetes; Orbiliales; Orbiliaceae. The record is from RefSeq and is a predicted model, not a curated record. Bases 1 to 2820 code for a protein of 939 amino acids. The transcript has 2 exons.